This is a messenger RNA of Phaeodactylum tricornutum CCAP 1055/1, 1566 nucleotides long. RefSeq lists its product with no specific name. The coding region runs from base 568 to 1566 and encodes 332 amino acids. Lineage: Eukaryota; Bacillariophyta; Bacillariophyceae; Surirellales; Neidiaceae. The record is from RefSeq and is a predicted model, not a curated record. The transcript has a single exon.
CAUCCAUUGUGCAUGUACAUAUGCAUAUGCAUCUUCCCCCUCCAACGUUGACAGGGGAGAGAUUGGAUUUACCCGUGUUCAGAUUGAUUGAGGAGUCACAGUGCUGGUCAACCUUGCGAUAACUGUCAGUCUUUUGCACCAACUUUUGAAUUUUUCUUUGCUUUCUCGGAACUGUACUUUUCGGUGGCACUGGCAGCUACCGAAGUUCGCGAAGGUUGGUAGAUGUACUACGUUUUAGGAAAACCCUCGUAGCUUUUGUUUAAAUGAAGAUUUUGCCAAUGCGAGAGCGAGUAACUUCACUAACUUACGGUAAAAUGAAGCGACCUCGAGGUGGAUGCUUAGCUUUCGCGCCGAUGACUAUUUGUUUCGCAUGGUGCCCAUCAUCCGUCAACGCCUAUCCAAUUCGAAUCGUCUCACAAUUAGGGCUCUCCAAGUCUACAGCAUCGUCCCCUUCCCAUCGGAAUCGGGGAAACCGAGUCCCCCGAUGGACUGUCGAGGACCGUAAGUGCACUAUUCACCGGAAGGAAGGACUGGAAACGUGCGAAAUCUUCGUCGUCAGCGUUAAGGAUGGCAUUAAUGCCUUUACCAACGGACGAAGUUCAGCGUCUGAUAGCUGUCGGCGCCCCAACCGCGAUCCAAUACUCAACCUAUUGGGGUCGGACAGCCCAAGAACAAUACGGCCGUGUGUUAGAAUCCGCGAUAGUCAGCUUUCUUGGUGUUAGCUUCUCAUACUUUAUGAGCUUUGUUGUGGGUGGCUUCGUUGCAACUAUCUUUGGCAGUUUGUUUCUUUUCUGGGGGAUUCUGUCUCCUGAACUCAAAGCCUAUCAGCGCAACUGGGAAUUUCUUGGUGGACGCGAGCUGGUAGAUCCUUGGGGUGUCCGAGAGUCUGGUCGCGAUCCAGAAGAUGCCGGUUUGUACGGAGCUCUCUUUCUGGGGUACAUUGCGGAUGUUUGUGUCGUUGAAGACGCCACUACCUACUCAUACGAGUACGACUUGGCCGAAUUCGCGGAUUAUAAUAUGAACGAUGACGAGCUAGAGAAGUAUACCGGUCGACCGUAUCUACUCCGAUUAUUGGUGGCAGACAAAAGUGUCAACGGGCAAGACCGAGAUGAUAUUGGAGGGGGGCGGGAGCUUCAAGUGCACGCUCGAUUGUCGGACGAAUACUUGGACGUUCGACGAGGAAUGCCUGUGUCAGGCAUUCUUUUAAGCACGUCCCCCCGCUUUGAUCGGUUGGCGGCCAUUACUGAUCUGUUUGUCCCAGAUGCUGGAUGCUGGAUUGGAGACUACCCAUACCUGAAUCGAGCGGAAGUUGAAGACUUGCUAGCUAGAGAUGACGAAAUUUGGGAUCUUUUGCAACUUGAAUCCAAUCUGGAAAUAGAUUCCUAUGACAAUCAAGGAACAAGCAGAACCGAAACGGGCAUAGCGACAGAGAAUGCUGGGCGAGAUUCGGGCUAUAAUGCUGGUAUAAAAAAGCGUUUCGAUGUGGAUGAUACGUUUGAAUCCUUCAAUGCAGGUUCGUCGUGGAAGAACACGGAAGAUGGUUCAAGCACUUGGACGAGUCGGUAG